CCGGCCGCCAUUUGCCGCGGGGGUGCGGAAGAUGGCGGCGGCGCUCGGGGGGCGGGGCCUGGCUGUGGGCGGGGCUAUCGCUGCUCAGGCCACGCCCCCGGCCCCGGAGCUGCGCGCACGUGGGCGCCGUGCCGCUGCGCUCGGGGCGUCCCUGCGCUGUGAGCGGGAGGACAGGCGGGCACCGGGCUCCGCUUGGGAUGCCCGGCGCGGCCUCCUCCGUGCUGUACCGCCCGAUUUGGGGCACCGCGGCGCUGCCGACUUCGUGGAGCCCUGUCUCGGCAGGGAGGGGUUAAGCACCGGCUGCUUUCAGUCCGCCCCGUGUGUGCCAAGUUUAAAUUUAGCCCCCGCGUGAAACCAGCGCGGGGCAUCGGGUUGCCUCGGGGCUGGCAGCGCCGCGCAGCACCUGCUGCCACUGCCCGCAAACAGCCCCCAGAGCCGGGGCUGACCCCGCGGGGGUGGCCGGAUGGGGCCGGGCGCACCGAGACCUCCGCACCUCCGAACGAGGCGAUUAGACGAUUAAUUAACACCGUCCUUCGUGUCAGACCCGGAGGCGUUCGGUGCCGGUUUGAUUUCAAAGCUCACGCUUGCUCCUCGCCGCUCGCUGUUGGGUUGGGGGAUGUUAUGGGAAGGAUCGCUUGGGGCCGGGCUUCGCGUUCCCGGGGUGGGGACGGGAUGGGGAUGGAGGAGCGGCGCGGGCCCUCAGCCGCCCUCUGCGCCGCCGGGGGUGGCAAGCGGCACGGCCGCCGCGUGCUCCCGUCACCCCAGGGGAUGAUACACGCCCAUGCGUCCCGUGGGACCGUGCUGGCACCCGGCCUGCGGGGUCACGGCGCAGCAGCGAGGGGUCACGGCGGCACCGUCCCCAUAGCAGACCCCUGAGCCGGGGGCGGCGGAGGCAUUCCUGCACCUCCCGGCGCUUGGCAUCGCCCCCCCGGGCUGGCGCCCGCCGUCACACAUGUGAUCGAAGCUCCGGGCACGGCUGCGAGCAGAGCAGAAGGUCGAGCAGCGCCGGGCCCGUCCCCACCAUGAUCCCCCGCGGCAAGAGGGACGCGAGCCGCCCUGCCGAGCUGCCCGACGGCGCGGAGCGACACGAGUCCCCCUGGGAGGAGGACGGCCGCCUGUCCGUGCUGCCCCGCGACGACCUCCCCAAGAGCGUGUCCGACUCCUCCAUCUCCUCCUACCACUCGGCGCGGUGCUCGGAGACCACCGACACCUUCAAGGACUGCCUGGAGUUCCUGGAAGAGGACGAUGCUGGCCGUCUCACUCCCCCGCCGCCCUACGUGCCCCCCGAGGGCCCCCCGCCGCACGGCCCCGGCUCCGGUCUGCGGGAGGAGCGCGCUCGGCAGCCCCAGCUGUCCGUCACGGCUAAGAAUAGCGCGGCGCCGGGCCGCGGGGGCAGGAUGGGUCCCCUCCGCGGAGAUCGGCCGCCCGUCGUCGCCUUCGUGGAGCGGCCGUGCGCGGCGGCACCGGCGGCGAUGCUGGGCGAGGGGCGGCGGGCCCGGAGGGGCGGCGGGGCCAGCGACUCGGAUGAGGCCGACAGCGAGGUGCGGGCGCUGACGGCCAGGUCCUUCCGCAGCCUGUCGGGCCCCCCCGGCGCCCGGCUGGACAUGUGCAGCUCGUCCAGCCUCUCCAACUCGCUGUCGGAGGACGGCGGCGGCGGGCGGCGGUGGGCGGCGUGCGGGGAGCCCCGCGGUACGGAGCUGCCCGGCGUGCCGGCCAAGGACCUGUUUGAGUGCGUGGAUGUGGAGCUGGAGAGCGGCGACGCCAAGAAGGGGUAUGGCAAGAGGAGGACUGUCCCCAAACGGCAGAUCCAGCUGAAGAGGAAGGAGAGGAAGGAGGCGGGGUUCUUCCCGUGGGGGGACAGCUCAGCCCCGCAGCCUCUGCCCCCCGCCAGGAAGGAGCCCCCGGGGAAGGGCAGGGCUGGCGGCGAGGAUUUCAGGUUCAACUACAAGCAGUUCGUGAAGACGGCCUCCUUGGAGGGUGAUACCAGCAAGACCCGGAUGGCCUCCAGCCUGGUAAAGAACGUGCUGGCCAAGAAGAUGCAGUACGAGCAGCUCAUCAAGAUGGAGCAGCAGAAGGCGCUGCGGGGCAGCUCCACCUCCUCGGGGCCAUCCUCGGCCGGCACUGACCUACUUGGGGACGGCAUGGAAGGCAAGUCCAGCUCGCUGUCCAAGUCCGACCUCAGCGCCUCGGCCGAAGAUGUGAGGCUGGUGGACAUGGGGCUGGGGCCUAUCGGUGCCCACCGGCCGGCCAAGGGUGUGGUGCUGAGCGAGGCGACGCGGGAGAACGUCUGCAGGCUGAAGAAGACCUUCAAUGAGCUCAACGAGAGGAUGCGGUACCAGGAGGUGGUGCAGUGCCAGCGCCUGCCUGCUGCCGAGCCCUCCGCCGAGAGGACUCCCUACUGGCGAGCGCGCGCCCUGUUCGAAGGCCGCGGCGGGGAUGGGAAGGUGCCGGCCAUCACCCCCAAGUUUGAGAAGCCACAGAAGCCGUGGCCCAGCUUGAGGCAGCGAGCCAUCCGCCCCAGCAGGCCCCAGCUCGUCCCCUUUGAGCCCAAAAGCUUGGUGCCUCCCGACGUGCCACCCCGGAGCAUCUUCACCUCCCAGGCACGGGAUGUGAGGUUGGGGCCACAGAGCCGUGGGGAGGAGAAGCCACCGCCAGCGCCCCGAGAGCCCCCGGGAUCUGGGAUCUCUGUGGGUACCCCCACUGAGCCAGGCAGCAAAGGCAAGGGGCUGGUGCCGCAGCCACGGGACGUGCGUAAGCUGCUCAAGAGCAGCUACAGCCUCAGCUUCGGUGCUGCUCGCGGACCCCCGGCUCCUGGCCCCAGUGGGGAAAGCAGUGGGGAACCCAAGCCGCCAUCCCCGCUCAUCAUCCACUGCACCUCGGUCCGACGCAGCGAGCCGGCACCGAGCAUCGUGCCACCGGCAGCAGGGGACGUGGGGACGGAUGGUGUCCGAGAGCCUGCACCAGCACGCACCGAGGGCACGGCAGCGUCCACCAGCAGCCACCCAGCGCAGGGCUCACCUGUGCAGAUCAGCAAGGUGCAGUCUGUGCGGAGAGAGGCAGCCACCACCAAGAGCCCCCAGCCCAGCCCGGCCACGUGCCGCCAGCGCAGUGAGAUCCAUGUGCCGUCUCUGGUGGGGACUGUGGAAGAAACGCACGUGGAGAGCCACCUUCAUGUCCUGGUCGGACCUCGGUCCCCUGUGGCUGUGGAGGCCUCCCCGGCUCGGAGCAGUGCUGUGCUGAGGACGGAGAAGACCCUUCUCCUCCCACCACCACCAAUGAGUCCCACAGAGGAGGAUGAGGAGCGUGGUCACGGUGUCACCAUAGGGGACGGCACGGGAGCAGACCAACAUCGCAGCAGUGGGGACAACCCAGGGAAUGUCCAGGAUGUGAAAUCAGUGGUGAGGAGUGCACUGAAGCCGCCCACCUGUGAGCAGCCAGGCAGCCAGCUGGCCUCGGCAGGGAACCAUGGCCCCACAGACAGCACUCGCCCCACUGCGCCAUUUCAAGCAAGGGAGGCUGGUGAAGGUCCCUCUGUUCCCCCUGUGCCACUUGCCGGCAGGCCACUGGAACAGAGGGAGACCAUGGAGCACGUAACGAAGUGGCUGGGAGCCAGUGAUCCACACCUUACUGGUGUCCAGGCAGACAACUCCAACUACUUGACAAUUCCUGUGAAAGCCCCCAAACCUUCCCCAGUGCCAAAGGUGCCCCCGGUCCCUAGCCCGGGCACCACCUCCUUUGGGACCCCUUUGGUCCCCCACCCCAACAGCGUGUCCUUUGGGACCCCCUCGGUCCCAAACUCAGCCACCACGCACUCUGGGACCCCUUCAGUCCCCAAUCCAGCCACUGCACCCAUGGGGACACCAUUGGUCCCCCGUCCAACUAGUAUGCCUCUUGGGAUCCCUUCUGUCCCCAGUCCAGCCAGUGCGUCCCUUGGGGCCUCCAUGGUCCCCAACCCAGCAUCUUUUGAGACCCCUGUGGUCCCCAGCCUGACCAGCACAUCCCUUGGGACCCCUUUGGUUCCUAAUGCAGCCACCUCCUCUUUUGGGACACCGUUGUUCCCAUACCCACUGAGUGCACCCCUUGGGACCCCUUUGGUCCCCAGUCCAGCCACUCCAUCUUUUGGGACUACUUCAGUCCCCAGGCUGCCCAACUCAACCUUUGGGACCUCUUUGGUUCCCAAUCUAUCCAGCACACCUUUUGCAACCCCUUCUGUCCCCAAUCCAGCCAGCUCAUCCUUCGGGGCCCCCUUGGUCCCCAACCCAUCCAGCACACCUUUUGCAUCUUCCUCUGUCCCCAAGCGGGCCAGCUCAUCCUCUGGGACCCCCUUGGUCCCCAAUCCAGCCACGACGUCCUUUGGGACCGUUCCAUUCUCCAGGCCACUCAACUCAACCUUUGGUGCCCCCUUGGUCCCCAACCCAUCCAGCACACCCUUUAUGACCCCCUCUGUCCCCAUGCCAGCCAGCUCAUCUUUUGGAACCCCCAUGGUCAGCAACCCAGACCCUACUUCCCUUGGGUACCCAUCAAUAUCUAACGUGGCCAGAUCCUCCUUUGGGUCUCCCUUAUUCCCCAGCCCAGCCAGUGUUCCUCUGGGGACUGGUGUGUCCUCCCAUCCUGGUGGGGAAGCCCCUUGGAGCAAACCCCUCCCUGAGCCCUCCCAGCCCUCUGAUGCUCUGGCCACUGCUGUGCCUCCAGCCCAGCCCCAACCUCACAUGGAAGAUGCUCCCCGGAGGACUGAGGGAUCCUCACCGGGCAGCAAGAGCACACCGAGCCCCCCACGGCCCUUUGCUCCCCACCCCUCCGCACACCGCAAGAUGCUCGUUGAUCCCGACAGUGGAAAAUGCUACUACAUGGAAGCGCCACGGCAGCCCCAACUGAAAACACUUUACGACCCAGAGACAGGGCAGUACAUGGAGGUGCUCAUCCCAUCGGUGCCCGUGGCCUCACACGCUGGAUUCUACCAUGCUCCCUUCAACCCCAUGCUCUAUGGCACACCCUACAUGCCCUAUGGCAGCUUCCCUGGGCUGCCAGCACCCUCGCUGCCCACUGCCUCCUCCCCGGCACACCCUGACCUGCAGGGCCAGCCACCAACCUCCGAAAACCCUGGGGGCUUCCCCGGAACCUUCAGCCCGGAUCCUAAGGGAGAGGGGCCACCUGCAACUGCGGGACCUGAUUGUGGGUACCUGGAGAGCCCCUAUUACAUCCCCACAGGAAUGCGGGCCAGCCCCAGCCCCAGCCAGCCCCCAGCCCGUGCCAGCCCUGCCAGCACCGAGAAGGGACCACUGCCCUCCAUGUGAUCCCCAAAUGCAGUGCCAGCCCACAUCGCCCCCAGCCCUGGCUGUAGGGACCCCGUGGUUGUGGCUGAGCCGGCGUUGGGCACUGCCUGGGCCUGACUGGCUCCUAGAAGGAAUGGGGAAAUGUGCCCCAGAGGGUUCCUGAAGUUGUGAGAGUGCGGCCACAGCAGCAAAGGGACCAUGUGCAUGGCCCUGCUCCCCCCAUCCUGCUGCUCCCAUCCCAAGGGCGAUGAACAAAGGCAGUGCAGCUGCAGCAAAGACUCCUGAACAUAGCAAUAAAAGUGCUGGGCCAGCAUUAACCCUACAAACCCAUCCGUGUCCGCGUUGUCUGUAAAGGGGACACAAGGGGCACGAAUGUUCCUUUCAGGGCACAUUCUGAGCAGAGCCUCAGGCACUGCAGAUGGCACCGGUGGGGAUGGGGGUCACAAGCCCAGGAAGAGGAGGAGGUGAGCCACUCCCAGGGAGGAU
Molecule: messenger RNA, 5759 nt
Organism: Phasianus colchicus (ring-necked pheasant)
Lineage: Eukaryota; Metazoa; Chordata; Aves; Galliformes; Phasianidae
Gene: PROB1
Product: proline rich basic protein 1
Cellular component (GO): nucleoplasm
Source: RefSeq, a predicted model, not a curated record